Eurytemora carolleeae is the source of this 2306-nucleotide messenger RNA. RefSeq lists its product as uncharacterized. NCBI's taxonomy places the organism in Eukaryota, Metazoa, Arthropoda, Copepoda, Calanoida, Temoridae. Gene Ontology annotation, cellular component: synapse; neuron projection; membrane. The record is from RefSeq and is a predicted model, not a curated record. Gene Ontology annotation, molecular function: neurotransmitter receptor activity; extracellular ligand-gated monoatomic ion channel activity; transmembrane signaling receptor activity. Gene Ontology annotation, biological process: chemical synaptic transmission; regulation of membrane potential; nervous system process. The transcript has 11 exons. Bases 27 to 2306 code for a protein of 759 amino acids.
AGGUUAAUUUCCUAGAGAAUGCCAAAAUGAAGUAUCUCAUCUUUUCCCUGACUUUACUGUUAAUUCAAUUCAAACCCUUGAUAGCUACAGAUACAUUCUUUAUAUCUAUUCAGGAGGAAGAACAAGGUAUAACGGAUCGAGCAGUGGUUAAACCAUUGGUAGAGUGGACUCAAGUAAACUUGACCAGCUUUUCAAUCUGCUUUUGGGCAUACAGCAAGUUUCAAAAUGAUGCGAUGAGUACAUAUGCCACCCUGUAUAUAACAUCUGAAGAGGUUCCAUCCAACCCUUCUUUUGGGAUUAAUUCCUUUGCUGACACUGAAAAUGGACAUGAUGGAAGGAAUAUUAAUAUUGGUAUAGAUCUUGGCAAAACCAAACUGGACAUGAAAAGUAAAAUUGGUCAUCGUAAGUGGGAUCACAUUUGUUGGUUACAUUCAGACAACAAAGGAAAGAUAUAUGUCAAUGCUGAGCUAUCGUCUGUGUUUGAGCUAACAAGUGGAGCAUUUGAUUUUAUGGACGGAUACAGAGAUACUACAUUUGAUAUGAUGCUUGGUCAAGAACCUGAUUCAUGGAUUGGAGAUUUUAAUCCGAAACAGACUCUACGAGGACGAAUAUCAGAAUUUAAUGUUUGGAAUUCAAAAAUUUCCUUUAACAUGGUUUCAGAGAUGGCCAAAUGUAAAACAAGACACCAGGGAAACAUUGCAAAAUGGGAGAUUGGCAAUCUUGUAUUUUACAAUACCUCAGCUCAGAGUAUGCAAUACGAGGAUUUUUGCGCACCCUCGGAAAAAUUGUUUUUAGUAUCUGAUAAAAUGUUGCUGUCAGAAGCAAUUGAUUAUUGCAAGAUUCAUGAUGCUCACCUGUAUGCUCCAAGCUCGGAAGAAAAGAAUGAACAACUGGGUGCCAUGCUUGCUAAAAAGUAUAACAGUUGUGUAAUCCCUAAUAUUGGACACACAGAAGGCGUACUGUCAUGGAUUGGAAUUCUCAAAAAUGAAAGUGGUCAAAUUAUUAAUUUGAAAGAUGGAGUACCCCCUAGCUAUACUAAUUUUAAGAUAGCACCUACUGAUAUCAGUAAAUGUUUUCUCCUAAGAACUGAUGGUUAUUACUAUGCUGCAUUAAGGGAAUGCAUCUCGCUUAAGAUGUGUUUUGUAUGUGCUUUUACAGCUGAUCCAUUGUAUACGCUUAGAGGCACAUGUUUACAGUCAACUUACACUUUAAACUAUUAUUUGGAACCAAACAAUGAAGGUGUCUCUUAUGUUGGCUAUAAAGGAGGGAGAAUAGAUGGAAACAGUUCUCAAUGGUCAAUUAGUAAUCCAGUACUAAGUGAAGGAAAUAGUGUUCUAACAAGUGAAAAGAAGCCAAGAGCUCACCCUCUGGGACGAAAUAUGUGGAGAGUAAAUGAUUCAACAUGCGGUCGAGAUAAUAUUUUGACCCAGCUUACCAUAUCAGCCUGUAGUGCUUCAGACUACUUUACGUGCGACUCUGGAGAAUGCGUUCCGCUCUCUGCUCGAUGUAAUGGAACUAUUGAGUGUUUCGAUGAAUCCGAUGAGCUUAAUUGUCUCAUGGUAGUAGUUGAUGAAACUUACAUUAGUGCCUUGCCACCAGAGUUGUCUGAUAAUUUUAAUCCCCUUAACAUUAGCCUGGAAAUCCUUCAAUUUGACAAGAUUGACACCUUGGAGUUAACCAUAACUUUCACAGUGGAAAUAAGAAUUCAAUGGGUGGACCCCAGGAUCAUACUUGAUAGCAUUGAGACAGAGACAGAGCUUGAAGAGAAUGCAAGAGAACAAAUGUGGCUUCCCCUAGAGUAUGUUGUAUUUGAAAAUGGACUUCUGGGAAGGACUGAGAUUGAUGACGAUUUUACUGUAACAGCUAACCCAAUGUCGCAGCCGAAACCACCAUCAAGAGAUGACCCUAUGGAGUCAAUACAGUUUAAUGGAAUAGAUGCUUAUCUGGUCAUAAAAAGAAAAUUCCAGGCAACAUUCUUCUGUGAAAUGGAUAUUUUCAACUUUCCAUUUGAUAGGCAAAGCUGUGAGGCUGUUAUCUCCAUAAGAACACAAGGUGGGAACAACAGCAUAAGGCUGGUACCCUCUGAGAAUACCUUACCUGUUGAGUACAACGGCCCACGCAAUCUGAAACUAUUCAACCUGGGUGAUAUAAGUUGGUAUACUGGGAUGAAGGGUAGAAAAAGCUUGUUCCACAUCAGAAUAGAUUUGAUUAGAUUAUACUCACAGCUCAUCCUCUCAAUUUUCCUUCAAACCUUUAUACUCUGGAUACUGGCUUUCCUGUCCUUCUUUAUCAAGGUUAGUUUUUAA